This is a messenger RNA of Fragaria vesca subsp. vesca, 940 nucleotides long. RefSeq lists its product as uncharacterized. The transcript is spliced from 2 exons. The coding region runs from base 411 to 713 and encodes 100 amino acids. Lineage: Eukaryota; Viridiplantae; Streptophyta; Magnoliopsida; Rosales; Rosaceae. The record is from RefSeq and is a predicted model, not a curated record. Gene Ontology annotation, biological process: embryo development ending in seed dormancy.
AUGUGAGACGGUGGCGGUUCGGCCGACUCCAUAGCUAGGGCCAAUUCGAUCUCCACCGUCUGACAGAUCAUGUUUGGUUACUACAGGGCGGCGCCGCUUUGUAAAUUACGAAAAAAACAAAGAUCGGAAAACAGAAUAGAACUCUGUGGAUACAAUUUGUACCGAAAAUGAGAAGAAAAAAAGGAAAUACUGUGGCAGCUUAUCAUUCUCGACGCCAUGCAUGCCGACCACGUACCUGCUGCCGUGUCUGUUUCAUUGGUUACCUCUUCCAUGUAUUUCUCUCUCUUUGAGAUAUGAGUUGAAGCUGAACCUGGAUAUAUAGAACGCAUAAUCUUGGAGGGUAUAGUAUUGAAGUGCCAAACCCUAACUAAGUCUUGUGGCGCGUGUUUGACGAGUAUCAGAUCAUCGAUAUGCAGUCUGGAAAGGAGAAGAUGAGCAACAUGGCCAGUGCUGCCAAGGAAAAAGCAGAGGUUUACAAAUCCAAAGCGGAAGAGAAGGUUGAGAAGAUGACAACGAGUACAGAGGAAGAAAAAAGAAUAGCGGAGGAGAAGAGAGGAGCCAAAGAAGCAGAAGCAAAAAUGAAGCUGCAUGAAUCGAAAGCAGAGCAUGCAGCCGGUAAAUUGGCUACUGCUGGCCCUGCAACUGGUGCUCCGAUAGGGACUGGAGUUCCGGCAUAUCCCCUGGGAGGUUACAGCACCCGGAAACUGCCCUAGUCAUAGCUAGUAUCAGUUGGUAGUCUAGUCAUGCAUGCAGUCAUGCUUUUGUAUUCGAUAUAAUCAUUAGCUUAGGUUUCAUCUUGCAAGCAGUUAGCAGGUUUCUCGUUGUGCGAGAAUAGUCUGUUCAUCUAGCAAAUUAGUAAGGUGUUAGCAUUAGAUCUCUUUUAUGGGAUAUCUCUGUUCUUAUAUGCAGUGUUGGAAACUUGAAAUGGCAGCAGUUCAUA